This is a messenger RNA of Clonostachys byssicola, 954 nucleotides long. The record is from the annotation of a GenBank genome assembly. NCBI's taxonomy places the organism in Eukaryota, Fungi, Ascomycota, Sordariomycetes, Hypocreales, Bionectriaceae.
AUGGAUGCAUUUGGUGUGGCGUCUACGUCGUUUCAGCUCCUCCAAAUCUUGUUCGAGCUUCGCACGUGUUUAAAACACCAACCCCUCAAGUUUAAUUCCUGGGACGAAGAGCUAUCCUGUCUUGAUAGAACAAUCACUUCUGUCCGGGAGAACCCAAAGCUGCACACCAUACUAGUGAAGACCAUCUUAGAGAGGGUGGUAGCUAAGGCCAAGGCACUGAAGAACCUCCUCGAACGGCUCUCUCCGGUACAUCAGAAGAAGAAAUUCGACAUUCAAAAAAUUACCAAUAUUUUGACUGCCAAGUCGAACGAGUCCCAAAUCCUGAAGCAUUUUGCCGAUUUGGAGCGUUACAAGACGACGUUGAUGCUUGCCAUCAGCACAAUCAACUCCUCCAACCUCGAAAACCCCGAAAAGACUUCCAUGUGGAACACAAAACCCCGAAAAGAUAGACGAACUUUGGCGUUAAGCAGACCCAAAGACCCUCUCGCCGACCACCCUAACUGGAAGAAAAUUCUAUGGGAGCUCAUCCACACCUCCGCUGAGCAACCUCAACCUCAGCCUAUGAACAACCAUCAGUACGAGGUACGUCAGCGUCUGGAGCAAACCCCAACGCCGACAGCCAGUAACCCGACUUCAACCGGUGCCAGCGAUACACGAGGCAAAUCUGCCGCCACCGUGGUAAAUGUUAUGUCUGGAAAUAUUUCAAAGGGGAACAAGUGUUCUCUGUCAAUCAGUCACCCGUUGGGGGGGACAAUUGAAGAAAACCGGUUCGAAGGGCAUCAGAGAUUGGAUGGUUUUCACGGGGAAGGAGUAAUGAAAGCGUACAUCACCAAUGUCCAAGCAGCAGAGCUGAUGGAUAUAGACGAAAAGGAGGAAGUGGAAGCGGAACGACAACCCUCUCGUCGCAUGCCUUUUCAUAACGUUGAUUCAAUGGACGUGGAUGGGAAUGAAUGA